AGUUUAGAAGAUCGGAAAAUCAGUAGAGCUCCUGAGAGCUACAGGCAUACACAACAAAUAUUGUGCGUGAAAUAAAUUUGAAAAUAAUACUUAGUUGCAACUCGAAUCUAGACUAAAAUUCACUCAACCUCAACCACGAUGUACAAGCUGUCGGUCUUCGACUCGGACCUGAUGCGAUUCAUCUUCCACCCGUUCCCGUUUGGGAGGGCCAAGAACGAAUACACCAUUUGGAAGAUCGCCUAUCCGAAGGGUAAUCUCUUGAAGCACUUCAGCGAUCUGAAGACCUGCAACUAUUGCACGCCGGGCCUGUUCCCGUACGUCUUCUGGCUGGUGCUGCUUUUGAGCCUGGUCGGCGUCGGCUGCACUAUGAGUCAAAUGCUGAGGCUGUGGGUGUGCCGGGAGUGUGAGCUGCGCAUGUGGCGCAGCCGGGAGUUCCAUGUGUUCGCCGCCGCGAUACUCCGACGCGCCCGAAUGAUGGGCUGCUGGAUCAAGCUCAUGACCUGGGUCAGUCUCAUCGUGGGCGCCACGACGGUCCAGCCGCAGUUGAUACGCCCCUGGAUCCUGUACAACAGCUUCAUGAUGGCCGCCGAGAUCGUAUUUUGGGUCCACGAGGUCCUGUCUGGCCAGAUCCAGCUCGAACUGCACUCGAUUCUGACCCUGGUCCUGCCCUGUCUGUAUAUCCUGAUGGUCAAGUGUGUGCAGGAGGUCUUCGAGCUGUCCGUGAAACGUGGUCUGGAGAGUUUGGUUCGAGUGGCUUGAUUCUAAAUGAAACUCAAUCGUUUGUUUAUUUUUACUAAAACCCGUUGGCCUUCAA
Molecule: messenger RNA, 814 nt
Organism: Drosophila pseudoobscura
Lineage: Eukaryota; Metazoa; Arthropoda; Insecta; Diptera; Drosophilidae
Exons: 1
Coding region: 139-759 (206 amino acids)
Source: RefSeq, a predicted model, not a curated record